Molecule: messenger RNA, 1614 nt
Organism: Striga hermonthica
Lineage: Eukaryota; Viridiplantae; Streptophyta; Magnoliopsida; Lamiales; Orobanchaceae
Source: the annotation of a GenBank genome assembly
AUGAGAGAUGGAAACUCAAAGAAAAGCAAGUUUUCAUGGCCCAAGACACUAGUCAAGAAAUGGCUCAACAUCAAAGGCAAAACUGAGGACUAUCAUGCUGAUGACAUCAUCUACCAAGGUGUUGAUGGAGAAUGGAGCAAUUUUUCAGAGAGGGAGGCAUGCACUAUCAAGAAAAGCAAAACAGAGAAAUCGUCUAGACGAAACUCGGACCGUAUUCGAACUAAGAUCGAUCUUGAUGCCUCCCAGAUUACAGAUGUGCAGAAUUAUAAAAUCUUUGCUGCAACAUGGAAUGUGGCUGGAAAAUCUCCACCUAAUUAUUUAAAUCUCGAAGAAUGGCUCCACACUUCGCCUCCGGCCGACAUUUAUGUCCUCGGGUUUCAAGAAAUAGUCCCACUUAAUGCCGGUAAUGUCUUGGGCACAGAAGAUAACAUCCCGGCUCGAAAAUGGCUUGCCCUUAUCCGCAAAACCUUAAACAGCUUGCCCGGUUAUGGAGUAGAAAGUUACCGGACUACCCCAUCUCCAGUCCCGAACCCGAUUGUCGAGCUCGAUUUCGAUUUCGAAGGGUCGAGCAGAGAAAAAAAUCGGCCCCCGUCUUUUUUUCACCGCGGCUCUUUUCAGUCAUUGAGUCGAAGCAUGAGGAUUAUGGAAAACGAAGGCUCGAAGCUCGAUCGACGGUUUAGUGUCUGUGAUCGGGUGAUUUACGGUCAUAGGCCAAGUGACUGUUUUUAUGAUGAAAAUGGGUCGUCUGACGAGGAAAACGGGUCGCCUUAUUAUGCACAUUGUAAUAACUCGCCCGUUUCCUCGGAGGAUAAUAGAGAUAGAAAUUUAGGAAAGUCCAUGAGGCAUUAUUGCUUGGUUGCUAGCAAACAGAUGGUGGGGAUAUUUCUUACCGUGUGGGUAAAGAGCGAUUUACGAGAUGCCGUACGGAAUUUGAAAGUGUCGUGUGUUGGGAGAGGUUUGAUGGGUUAUCUUGGCAAUAAGGGCUCGAUUUCAAUAAGCAUGUCUUUGCACCAAACGAGCUUUUGCUUCGUUUGUAGUCAUUUGACUUCGGGUGAGAAGGAUGGGGAUGAGCUAAGGAGAAACUCGGACGUUAUGGAGAUUUUGAGGAAAACGAGGUUUCCACGCGUUCAAGAUGAGAAUGAGAAUUCCCCCGAAACUAUACUCGAACAUGAUCGAAUCAUAUGGCUCGGGGACUUGAAUUACCGAAUAGCUCUUUCUUACCGAUGUGCAAAGGCUCUCGUCGAGAUGCGUAACUGGCGAGCUUUGCUUGAAAACGACCAGCUUCGUAUAGAACAGAGAAAUGGGAGGGUCUUUACCGGAUGGAAUGAAGGGAGAAUAUAUUUUCCUCCAACUUAUAAAUAUUCGAAUAAUUCAGACAGAUAUGCCGGGGAAAAUAUGCAUCCGAAAGAGAAAAGACGAACCCCAGCAUGGUGUGAUCGUAUAUUAUGGUACGGUCGAGGCCUUCAGCAACUAUCGUAUGUUCGUGGGGAAUCGAGGUACAAAUCUUAUGAGAGUUUACGUGAGAAAACGAUGGCUCGGGCGAUUUUCCCUUUCGUUCAAGAGGAUAAUAAUAAAGUGAACAAAUUAGCCAUCAAGAAAACAAGAUUUUCUUAG